CCACCCUCCAACCAAAAUUUUCACCUUACCCUUGAAGUUUCUUAAAAGAUAAACCCAUUAAAAAUUCCACAGAGAGAGAGCAAAAAGAGAGAGAAAAGCUUUCCUUCUUCUUCACCUCUUUAAAUCCCACUCCAAACACCAAGAAAAUUCCCCUUUCUUUUCCUUUCCUUUCCUUUCCUUUCUUUCACUUUCUCUUGAUUCAAGAAAGAUCCAAAGACAACCCAUCAAAGAAACACACACAUAAAAGAGAUUUGACCAAAAUGGAAGAGCCAAAGCCUCAUUAUGAUCAUUUCUUGGUGGUGGUUUUGGUGUUGUUGAGCUUAGUUCCAAUUGGGUAUGGUGGGGUGGGAGUGAACUGGGGAACCAUGGCAACACACCAGUUGCCGCCAGAGAAAGUGGUGGAAAUGCUGAAGGAGAAUGGAUUUGAUAAAGUGAAGUUGUUUGAGGCAGAUGAGAAGAUUUUGGAGGCUCUGAUUGGGACUGAGAUUGAAGUGAUGCUGGCUAUACCCAAUUUCAUGUUGGAGCAGAUGAGCCAAGAUCCUGAGUUUGCUGCCUCUUGGGUUGAUGCCAAUGUCACUAGAUAUAGUUACAAUGGUGGAGUCAACAUCAAGUAUGUUGCAGUAGGAAAUGAACCUUUUCUCAAAACAUACAAUGGCUCCUUCCUUCCCUUCACAUUACCAGCCCUCAAGAACAUCCAAGAAGCCCUAAACCACGCCGGCCUCGGAUCCCAAGUCAAAGCCACAGUCCCCUUCAAUGCCGACGUCUACUUUUCGCCGGACUCAAAUCCCGUCCCGUCGGCCGGUGACUUCCGGCCCGAGGUCAAGGACAUCACCAUACAAGUAAUCCAAUAUCUCGGCUCCAAUGAUGCCCCUUUCACUGUCAAUAUAUACCCUUUCCUUAGCCUCUACGGCAAUGCUUAUUUCCCCUUUGACUAUGCAUUUUUCGAUACCAACAACACUUAUAAUAAGACUGUUAGGGAUGGCAAUUAUGAAUACACCAAUGUGUUUGAUGCGAAUUUCGACACUCUAGUAUGGUCUUUAACUAAGGCAGGAUACCCCGACUUGAAGAUUUUAGUCGGGGAAGUGGGGUGGCCCACCGAUGGAGAUACAAAUGCUAACGUGGAAAAUGCCAAGAGAUUCAACCAAGGUCUUGUCCGACACGCCCUAAAUGGGAAUGGGACCCCACUUAGAAAAGGCGUUAUUGAGGCUUACCUCUUUAGCCUAAUCGAUGAGGAUGCCAAGAGCAUUGCCCCAGGUUGCUUCGAAAGGCAUUGGGGGAUUUUCGAGUUUGAUGGGAACCCCAAGUACGAAUUGGACCUGGUUGGUACCCAAGAAAAAAAGGGACUCGCGGCGGUUACAGGGGUGGAGUACAUGAUGAAAAGGUGGUGUGUUUUGAACCCACAUGUGGAUGACUUGCAAGAUUUGCCAAGAAACAUUGAUUAUGCAUGUACAAUGUCUGAUUGCACUGCAUUGGGAUAUGGGUCCUCAUGUAAUCACCUUAGUGCAAAAGGAAAUGCUUCCUAUGCUUUCAAUAUGUACUAUCAGUUGAAUGAUCAGAACAGUUGGGACUGUGAUUUCUCUGGAUUGGCUAUGGUGACUGAUGAAGAUCCAUCAGACGAUCGGUGUCGGUUUCCGGUGAUGAUUGCUUAUGGGUCCCCAACAAUGGUGCUGCAUAGGACUGUUUUUGGUAUUUUUCUUGCUGUUCUUGAGGGGUGUAUGGUGUUUUUGCUUCUUGUUUCUUAGUUUUUUUCAUUGACUCUUGAGUUUGAAGCAUUUGGAUUGUUUUGUGCAGAUUAACAUAGGGUAAAAAGUAAGAAAAUUGUAUUAUAAAUUAGUUUUUUUUUUUUUAAUAUUAAUUUUAGAUUACUGUUUCUUGAGUC
Camellia sinensis is the source of this 1879-nucleotide messenger RNA. Its product is annotated as glucan endo-1,3-beta-glucosidase 8. Gene Ontology annotation, molecular function: hydrolase activity, hydrolyzing O-glycosyl compounds. Lineage: Eukaryota; Viridiplantae; Streptophyta; Magnoliopsida; Ericales; Theaceae. Gene Ontology annotation, biological process: carbohydrate metabolic process. The record is from RefSeq and is a predicted model, not a curated record.